AUGACACCAGUCUCAUUCAUGAAGCCCCCCAGAAUAGAAGAGGUCCCACGAGACAUCGCAGCCUCAUAUGUCGACGCUUACUUCCAGAACUUGCACUCUGUGUACCCCUUCCUCGACCAACGAGACUUCAGAAAUAGAGCAUUGGGGCCGAAUAUUAGGGAGCUACUGAAGGCUAACCCAGCGUUCUCUGCUCUAUAUCACACGGUGCUUGCCUUAGGCUGUCAAUACCAUGAAGGUGGCACUUGGGAGCCAGGAAAGGGGGAAGCCUGGAAGCUCUUCCAGGUCGCCCUCGGUCUAAUUGCGGAUAUUCUAUUACCCCGGGAGCAUUUAAUAGGGCUUCAGGCUCUCGUGGCUAUGUCAAUCUUCGCCAUGAACACAUGCUGCCUCCAAAUCGAUGAGGUCCUGAUCACGGAAGCUGCUCGUAUGGCUCAAGGCCUUCGUUAUCACAAGUCUAUCGGAAACGAAGAAGAGCCAUAUACGGCAACUUGUAGGCGCACCUUUUGGGUCAUUUACUACAUGGAAAAGCACAUGUGCUUCCAUGGUCAAGUCAAUUCUAUCAUCGCAGACUAUGACAUUGGCUGUCCCGUCCCGGAUGCCCCAGAGGCCAUGUACGGAGAAUUCAACUGGUUUCUAUCCACCAUCCGCUUCAGCCGCAUUCUCUCUCAAGCCUAUGCUUCUCUGUUCUCCGUAAGCGCCACUAUGAACUCCCUGGAAUCUUAUUACUCUGCCAUCGACCAGAUCGAAGGCCGCCUUGAGCGCUGGAGAGUGGCAAUCCCAGAGAAUUUCAGGCCGGGUCUACAUCCACAAUUCGUCACCUUUUCAGACCCCGCCACGAAAAUGCCAGCAAUUGCGAAUGAAUCCUCUCCGAGGACAGAAGAGAACAAGCGUACACUUAUGAGGGCAGCAAGGAUGGUCAUCGAGUUGAUACAAUUUGUGGAUACCGCACCACAUACACCAAUCUUUAUCCUCUCUAUUAUGCCGCUUGUGGCGAUCUUUAUCCUAUUUGACUUCGUGGUACACAAUCCGAGACAUGCGGAAACAAGGGAUAACCUCUCGCUCCUUGAAGUCGCAGCUGGGCACUUCAGUUUACAGGAGUAUAAAUCAAAGGGAGUAAUGCCCUCUUCCCUUGUUGGUGAAUUUUCCCACAUUGCGCGACAAUAUGUGCGAGAUGUCGAGGUUAAGGCCCAGGCACAAUCGGCCAUGCCCUCCCGCCAGGCUGAGGGAACCAUAGGGGAGCCUGUAGGGGCAGUUGUGCGAGGAAUGGUGAAUAAUUUGAAUGGGCAGCUCGCCCUAGGAAACCGAGAAGGCAACCCAGGCUCCGAUUACCUUGGCGAAUGGGACGGACCAAGCGACUUCUUAUGCUAUCCUGUCAUACCGGAAAACCUGGGGCAAGCUUCAGAAGACAACCCAACCCUCGCUGGAUAUGAUCUCCGUGCUCUUUUUGGCUCUGUCAUUCCCGAAGUCUACCUUCCAGAUGGAGCAACGGGAGAGGUGGUCGUUACUGAUCCGCUGUUUGGCCCUACUCCCCUUGGUUAA
Messenger RNA from Penicillium arizonense, 1536 nucleotides. RefSeq names its product fungal specific transcription factor domain-containing protein. The record is from RefSeq and is a predicted model, not a curated record. Gene Ontology annotation, molecular function: DNA binding; zinc ion binding. Gene Ontology annotation, biological process: DNA-templated transcription. The coding region runs from base 1 to 1536 and encodes 511 amino acids. Lineage: Eukaryota; Fungi; Ascomycota; Eurotiomycetes; Eurotiales; Aspergillaceae. The transcript has 8 exons.